UACUAGACCCAGACCUAGGCUAGGUAGAUAAGGUCUGAUUCUAAAGCGACGAAUUGAACUAGAGCCUACCGAUCCGGCGCUUGCAGCUGUCACGCCUCUGUUUCUUAUCGCCCGCAUCAUAUGUAAACGAUACCCGGCCUAUUUUCCCUAUUUCCUUAAUCUGCGGAUCGUCCAUCUCUCGCAUUUCUUCUAUGCUUCCAACCAUUUCUCUGUCCAUUCGUCUAAUUGUCGUAUGUGUGGUGCGUUUUGGCGCAUGACUACACACCUACACAGGUACCUGCGAGGUUACUUUGAUGGCAUAACGCGGGGUUUGAGAGAACCCAAUCAAGUUUGAUGGACCUUAGUACAGUGAGCGGUGUCGUUGAAGCUCUAGUUGCAACGUACCUCGCUGGCCUCGAAUACUACACCAAGUGGCAGCAACGGACAUGGCAGAAACAUCGAUAUGAGGCGCAUACGAAAGCCAACCCAUGUGGCGGAAAUGCUUGUGCUUUAAGUAUCUCGUUGGGGUUUUCAGCUCGCAAGAUUAGAGACGCGUUUGAUGGAGGUGUGGAUAUUCUUGGUGAUGGCUUCGCAACGGGUGACGAGAUAUGCCGCAGCGCUCUGCAAAACAAUCUCGAACUUUUACAAGAGCGCAUAUAUGCGCUCUACCAAGAGAUACGGGCUAAGAACAGCCCGCUUGAUCUUUUGGAGGCCGUGCGCGUCUCUGAACGUGUCCGUAUCUCUGUUCUAGCUGCCUUGGCCGGUCAAUAUAAACGGGUAGCCGUCGGCCGCCUGGUGCCUUCAGUCCUGCCUGGGUCUGAGCAGCGGUCGAGACUUAGCGCUACAAUCGAAGAGGAAACCGUGAAGCCUGAUGAUGAUGAUGACGACGACGACAACGAUAACGUCGCCAACGAUGAUGCGGUCGAAUGUGCGCAAGCAGACUACGGCGCUAGAAGCACCUGCAUAUCGCCAUAUAUGCAGUCAGAACCUCCCUCGCCGCCGCCAACCCCCAAACAAAGCCUCGAUGAUAGCCAGUCUUCCUAUACCUCCACUAUGUCUACACCGCGGCCGAAGAAUAGCGUAUUCAGUAUGUUUUGCCCGGAAGCGCUGAAAUAUCAAGUCAAUCCACGGAAGACAUUGCCGAGGCGGCGGAAUUGCAGAUGCGGGUAUGACUGGAAUGGGGUGCAAACUGAAGACCAGACAUCUGCGACGGUGAAGGAGGGAUUCCAGAUUACCGCCAGAUUCUUAGGGAAAUCUCACUGUGAUGGCGGAUUCGGAUGUGUACUAUGUACCUCCAACGGGAGAACAGAGACGUAUUCCAACGUCGAUGAUUUGAAAGAUCAUAUCAAUGCCUCUCAUACUAAGUGGCAACUGCUUCAUGAUCGAGACAUGGUCGGUCAGUAAGGAACUAGUGUGUUACACGGAUUGGAGAAAGUCUAUCAAGUCUAGCAGUGCCAUGCAGAGUGUAGAAUAAUAUGAGGGAAUGUUGUAUGAAAGGCAAGACUUAGAAAUUCAUGAGUAUCUAGGAGUAGAUACCUACCCAAGUAUAUACGUGAAAACUGCUUUGGGGUCCUGCUAUCGAUUAGGUGAUAUGUAGGGGUGUGUGAAUGUAGUGAAACAC
Molecule: messenger RNA, 1600 nt
Organism: Annulohypoxylon truncatum
Lineage: Eukaryota; Fungi; Ascomycota; Sordariomycetes; Xylariales; Hypoxylaceae
Exons: 3
Coding region: 334-1383 (349 amino acids)
Source: RefSeq, a predicted model, not a curated record